GGCAGUCUAUGCUGUGGCAGUGUGUGCUGUGACAGUUUAGUGAAUACCAGUAGUAACAAUUGAAAGAGAGGGGGUUGCCGCAAAUUUCUCUUAUAUUUUAUUUGUACUUGUAGGGUCAAUGGUGGAGUUGGUUGCUGGAACUUGGAAGGGUCAAAAAUCUCCCAAUGUCAAAACUGGACAACUGACAACAUUUUAAGUAAUCUAAGAGACUGUGCUGUUCAUUGUCUUCUUCAUUACCUACUCACUCUCCCAAUCUGUUACCUCAUACAAACAAUCAUAAUAAAACUCUAAAACUCUCUUCUCCGUUUCACCAUUUUUGCUUCUCAGAUUUGCAGUUCCCUCAAUGGCGGUGGUUGUUUCUGCUCCUGGCAAGGUUUUGAUGACUGGGGGAUACCUUAUUUUGGAGAGACCGAAUCCAGGGCUUGUUCUCAGUACAAGCGCACGUUUUUACGCCAUUGUUAAACCCCUUCUCGAAGAAAUCAAGCCCGAUAGUUGUUUUUGGGCAUGGACAGAUGUGAAAGUGACAUCUCCUCAGCUUAAUAGAGAAAGCAUGUAUAAGUUGUCACUGAAAAAUCUGACUCUUCAGAGCGUUUCAAGGCAAUCGGGGAACCCUUUUGUGGAGCAAGCAGUGCAGUACUCUGUAGCUGCUGCAUAUGCUAUAGCUGACAAGGACAGGAAGGAAGUGUUACAAAAACUACUACUGCAAGGUCUUGAUAUCACCAUUUUAGGUAGCAAUGACUUUUAUUCAUACCGGAAUCAGAUUGAAGCACUUGGACUUCCUUUGUUGCCUGAAUCAUUGGCUGCUCUUCCUCCUUUUGCAUCAAUUACUUUCAAUUCUGAGGAAUCCAGUGGUGAAAAUAGCAAGCCAGAAGUUGCAAAAACUGGAUUGGGUUCAUCUGCUGCUAUGACAUCUUCAGUGGUUGCUGCUUUGCUUCACUACCUGGGAGCUGUUGAUCUUGCUCACGUGAAGUGCAGUUCAGAUCUGGAUGAGGUGCAUAUAAUAGCUCAAACUGCUCAUUGCAUUGCACAGGGGAAAGUUGGCAGUGGAUUUGAUGUUAGUUCUGCAGUUUAUGGUAGCCAUCGUUAUGUCCGCUUUUCACCAGAAGUAAUCUCUUCUGCUCAGGUUGCCAUAAAAGGUGCUCCCUUGACAGAAGUAGUUCUCGAAAUCCUAAAAGGAAAAUGGGAUCAUGAGAGAACAAAGCUAUCAUUGCCACCAUUAUUGAAUCUUUUACUUGGAGAACCAGGAACUGGAGGAUCUUCCACACCAUCAAUGGUAGGUGCUGUUAAAAAAUGGCAGAAGUCUGACCCCGAAAAAUCACAGGAUACAUGGACAAAGUUGUCAGAGGCUAAUUUUGCACUUGAAACACAGUUAAAUGCAUUAUGUAAAUUGGCAGAAGAACACUGGGAUGAAUAUAAGGAACUAAUUAACAGCUGCAGCUCACUUAAACCAGAGAAGUGGAUGGAGCAAGCCACUAAACAAAGUCACGAGGUCAUUGCCAAAGCUUUAUUAGGCGCCAGAGAUGCUAUGCUUGGGAUCCGGUAUCAUAUGCGUCUGAUGGGCGAGGCUGCAGGCAUUCCGAUUGAACCUCGCUCCCAAACACAACUUUUGGAUUCUACAAUGAAUAUGGAAGGAGUAUUGUUUGCUGGAGUUCCUGGAGCAGGUGGGUUCGAUGCAGUGUUUGCUGUUACUUUAGGGGACUCAAGCAACCAUGUCAUAAAGUCAUGGAGUUUGCAGAAUGUUCUCGCCAUGUUAGUCAGAGAAGAUCCUCGUGGUGUUUCUUUGGAGGCUGCUGAUCCUCGAACCAUUGAUAUUGCUUCGUCCAUUUCCUCAGUUCAUAUUUGAUUAAGGAUUAGUAUCUUCGAUUUGUAUUUGAUACAAAAUCAGUUGGUAAAGGUCACAGAACAAAAGGUGAAGAUAAAUAAGUUAACCAAAAUUUUAAAGUAGGGUUUUGCUCUUAGUUUUCAUAAAUGUUGCCCUACAAAGAAGUUGUUCAUGAUCAAUUUGAUAUUGCCAAAUUCAUCCAAAUAUGUUACUGCUUGUUUUUUUUUCCUUCUCACUAAACAAGGUGUAACUAGACCAUGUAUAAUGUCUAGUUAAAUAGUGAGCUUGUAUUAGUUAAAUAUUAAUUUAAUAUAUUUUUUUUUAAA
Molecule: messenger RNA, 2148 nt
Organism: Cannabis sativa
Lineage: Eukaryota; Viridiplantae; Streptophyta; Magnoliopsida; Rosales; Cannabaceae
Product: phosphomevalonate kinase, peroxisomal
Exons: 10
Coding region: 344-1843 (499 amino acids)
Biological process (GO): isopentenyl diphosphate biosynthetic process, mevalonate pathway
Cellular component (GO): peroxisome
Molecular function (GO): phosphomevalonate kinase activity; ATP binding
Source: RefSeq, a predicted model, not a curated record